AUGAGGUUCGCAAGGUGCCCAGGACCCUGCUGUUUCGGAAAAAGGGCUUGGACUCUUGGGCUUUUGGCAAUCCUUGGGGCUGGGCUCCACGAUUAUGAUGGGUGUCUAGAGAAGUUUGGUGUUGGCUUUUGGGCUGGGCCCUUUAGAGCUAGAUCACGGGUUGAGGGCUAG
Molecule: messenger RNA, 171 nt
Organism: Prunus armeniaca (apricot)
Lineage: Eukaryota; Viridiplantae; Streptophyta; Magnoliopsida; Rosales; Rosaceae
Source: the annotation of a GenBank genome assembly